AUGGAGGGGCCGGAGAGAUUCGGGAGAUGGCUACGGAGGGUGCCACCCCUGCUUUUUCUUUUAAAUUUGGGCGCUAAACGUUGUGAAGCUAGGCAUGACAAGCAUGACUACAUUACUAUCAUCGAGAACGAGACACCUAUUGUAAAGCCUGUUUUUGAGACACAUUCCUUAGAGUUCGAGAAAUUACGUGGAGAAUGCUUCGACGGUGCUAGCAAUGUCUCAGAAAGGAUCACGGGCCUUCACACUCUGAUUCGAAAAAUAGAACCUCGCGCCUUAUUUUCACACUGCGACGCACACAACGUGGACAGCACAGUUUUGGCAAAAGCUGCUGGAUUUCUCAGGCAUUUAGAAUCAUUCGAAUUCUACUACUUGUUGACUCUUUUCAUUGAGUUGUUCGAUCGGAUCAAAAUUCUGAAUACGGAGCUGCAAAAAACAGAACUCUGCUUAUUGGAAUCAUCUCAGAAAGUUAAAGCGGUCGCUGAUGGUUUGAAGCAGAUGCGAGACUCUAAAUUUGACACUAUUUGGAAAAAAGCUACAGCUGAUGCAAAGGAACUGGAACUCGAUGACCCAAAACUGCUACGAACUCGAAAUAUUCCAAGAAAAUUGGAAAACUCUGGAGCCAGUGCCCUUCACAUAUUCAAGGAGCCCAAAGAUUAUUACAAGAAAGUUUACUAUGAAAUUUUCGACACUCUGGAAGCCUUCGCUAUCUUCUCAGUGAAGAAGAAGAAAGAAGAAAAAGCAGAAGGGGAAGAAGAGGACGGUAACACAAGAGGAGAGGACAAUAAAUGGAAGAAAGAAGUAUCUGUAGAUGGAAUCGUCGAGUUUUACGGAAAUGAUUUUGACAAGGAUGCAUUGGUUCGAGAUCAUGAUUUCUUCGUUGGUCUGGUUGAAAAGAAGCAACCUACGUUGGAGAGUAUCAAAGAUGUGGUUUCGUUUCUUCGAGAUAAUCCUUGGUGCCAUGAGCUGGUGCCUGAGUACUCCAAAUUCAUCCGAUUGCUAUUAACGAUUCCGAAUUCCACUUGCACCAACGAACGAAGCUUGAACGAAGCACCAACGAGACGCUUGAAGAAUUAUCUUCGAUCAACAAUGCUCCAAGAGCGACUGAAUAAUAUUGCAAUACUACCAUCGACAAUUAGCAGAAAAUUUAGAUCUAGAUGA
This is a messenger RNA of Diachasma alloeum, 1158 nucleotides long. RefSeq lists its product as uncharacterized. NCBI's taxonomy places the organism in Eukaryota, Metazoa, Arthropoda, Insecta, Hymenoptera, Braconidae. Gene Ontology annotation, molecular function: protein dimerization activity. The transcript has 4 exons. The coding region runs from base 1 to 1158 and encodes 385 amino acids. The record is from RefSeq and is a predicted model, not a curated record.